CUACUUGAAGCAAUCUUAAAAUGCACCUUAUAUUAUAGUUAUUGUUUAUUAUUGUUUAUGAUAAGAAUUUAAGAAAAGUAUAUAAAGAAGAAAAGGAAGCACCAACGGCAAUGGAAUCAUAUAUCAUAUGAUGGAGGGAAUCAUGGAGGGUACAUUGUACAUGUCGAUUUCUUGAUAACAAUAAUGCCUCUUAUUUGCCUUAUUGCCUAAUGACACACUUCCCUCUAACAUUCGUCUUCAUCGUCUCUAUGCCCAUUGCAACUCAACCCAGUUUUUCAAUCAAAUCCCCCAAAAUCAAUCAUAAAAGAACCAAACCCUAACAUCAACUACUUUCUCAUACUCCUCAACUUUGCUCGUUAAGUGCCUAAAUCAAUGGAUCAAUGGAACGCGAAGCUCGAAUUGCAUCAACAACAAUAUCAACAUAUUUCUAACUCCCAUUCCGAACAGAGGGAGACAGCUGAAGUGGAAGUGAAAGAUACAAGUGAUGCUAGAAAAGUUCAGAAAGCUGAUCGCGAAAAAUUAAGGAGGGAUAAACUGAAUGAACAAUUCAUUGAGUUGGGACAUCUACUCGAUCCAGACAGACCUAAAAAUGACAAAUCCAGUAUUAUCAUUGACACCAUACAAAUCCUUAAGGAUUUGACAACUGAAGUCAACAGACUAAAAGCUGAAUGCUCUGCAUUAUCUGAAGAAUCAUGUGAGUUGACACAGGAAAAAAACGAAGUGAGAGAGGAGAAAUCAUCGCUAAAAUCCGAUAUAGAAAAUCUCAACACACAGUAUCAACAAAGGGUUGGAGUUAUGUAUCCAUGGGGAGGUAUUGAUCCUUCUUCAGUUGUUAUGCCACCACCAUUUUCAUAUCCGGUUGCGUUACCUGUCUCUGGGGGCCCACUUCCAAUCCACCCGUUCACUUUUUAUGCUAAUCAUAAUCCACCUGGCGCUUCCAUCAUGCCAUAUCCAAAUUUAAAUGCAAAUCCAACUAAUUACAAUAUUAACAAUCAAACGCUUCCUGUAUAUGUGUCAAGAUCAAGCAAACAAGAAUGUGGGAGUAAGUCUUCGAAACAAUUUAAGGGUAGUAAUAGUAAUGAUGAGAAAGGGGAUAAUUCUAGUGAUGUGGUGACAGAUUUAGAGCUUAAAACCCCGGGGUCAAAGUUGUUUUUGCCUUUUGGGAAUAGUUAAAUGCAAGAAAAAACAACUACUUUUGUUUAUUUUUGUGUAUUAUAGUAUCCUACUUUAUUGCUUUAAUUGGG
This is a messenger RNA of Lactuca saligna, 1244 nucleotides long. The record is from the annotation of a GenBank genome assembly. NCBI's taxonomy places the organism in Eukaryota, Viridiplantae, Streptophyta, Magnoliopsida, Asterales, Asteraceae.